Molecule: messenger RNA, 3318 nt
Organism: Nakaseomyces glabratus
Lineage: Eukaryota; Fungi; Ascomycota; Saccharomycetes; Saccharomycetales; Saccharomycetaceae
Gene: VAS1
Product: valine--tRNA ligase
Biological process (GO): valyl-tRNA aminoacylation
Cellular component (GO): cytosol
Molecular function (GO): ATP binding; aminoacyl-tRNA deacylase activity; valine-tRNA ligase activity
Source: RefSeq, a predicted model, not a curated record
AUGAGUAGGCGAUUGUUAUCUCUAACUCAUAAUUGCUUUAGAUAUCAACAGAAAUUCCACGUAUCUUUACUUUCUCCGGUAAAUAAUAGUAUUUGGAAGAGUCAUUUUUACAAUCAAAAGAGAUACUUCAGAAUGAGUGACUUGGAUAACUUACCACCUGUUGAUCCAAAGACAGGUGAGGUUAUUAUUAACCCAUUGAAAGAAGAUGGUACAGAGAAGACACCUAAGGAGAUUGAAAAGGAGAAGAAGAAGGCCGAAAAGCUUUUAAAGUUUGCUGCCAAGCAAGCCAAGAAGAAAGCUGCUAGCAACGCUGGUGGUAACAGUGAAAAGAAGGAGAAGAAGAAGGCUAAGAAGGAAGUUGAGCCAAUUCCAGCAUUUGUUGAUGCCACUGUCCCAGGUGAAAAGAAGAUUUUGGUUUCCUUGGAUGAUCCAGCUUUGAAGGCUUACAACCCAGCUAAUGUUGAGAGUUCAUGGUAUGACUGGUGGGUUAAGAGCGGUGCUUUUGACCCAGAAUUUACUGCUGACGGUAAGGUUAAACCAGAAGGUCUUUUCUGUAUUCCAGCCCCACCACCAAAUGUUACCGGUGCCUUACAUAUUGGGCAUGCUUUGACAAUUGCUAUCCAAGAUUCACUAAUCAGAUAUAACAGAAUGAAAGGUAAGACUGUCCUUUUCUUGCCUGGUUUUGAUCACGCUGGUAUUGCUACACAAUCUGUUGUUGAAAAACAACUUUGGGCUAAGGAGAAGAAGACUAGACAUGAUUUUGGUAGAACUAAGUUUGUUGAGAAAGUUUGGGAAUGGAAAGAAGAAUACCAUCAAAGAAUUAAGAACCAAAUUAAAUUCUUGGGUGCUUCCUACGAUUGGAACCGUGAAGCUUUUACUCUAGAUCCACAACUAUCCAAGUCUGUUGUCGAAGCCUUCGUUAGACUACACGAUGAUGGUACCAUCUACCGUGCUGCUAGAUUAGUUAACUGGUCUGUUAAAUUAAACACUGCUAUCUCUAACUUGGAAGUUGAAAACAAGGACGUCAAGGGUAGAACCCUAUUGUCUGUUCCAAACUAUGAUGAAAAGGUUGAAUUUGGUGUAUUGACCUCUUUUGCUUAUCCAGUUGCUGACUCUGAUGAAAAACUGGUCAUUGCUACCACCAGACCUGAAACCAUAUUUGGUGAUACCGCCAUCGCUGUUCACCCAGACGAUGCUCGUUACAAACAUCUACAUGGUAAAUUUGUUCAGCAUCCCUUCUUGCCAAGAAAGUUACCAAUUAUUUGUGAUAGCGAAGCUGUUGACAUGGAGUUCGGUACUGGUGCCGUUAAGAUUACCCCAGCUCAUGACCAAAACGAUUACAACACUGGUAAACGUCACAACUUGGAAUUCAUCAACAUUUUGACUGAUGAUGGUUUGCUGAACGAAAACUGUGGUCCAGAAUGGCAAGGUAUGAAGAGAUUCGAUGCUAGAAAGAAGGUUAUCGAAGAUAUGAAGAAGCUAAAUCUAUACAUUGGUCAAGAAGACAAUGAAAUGACUAUACCAACAUGUUCCAGAUCCGGUGAUAUCAUCGAACCUUUGUUGAAACCUCAAUGGUGGGUCGCCCAAGGUGAGAUGGCUAAGGAUGCCAUUAAGGCUGUUAAAAAUGGUGAAAUUAAGAUUGCACCAAAAUCAUCUGAAGCUGAAUACUUCCAUUGGUUGGAAAACAUUCAAGACUGGUGUAUUUCCAGACAACUGUGGUGGGGUCACCGUUGUCCUGUCUAUUUUAUUGACAUCGAAGGCCAAGAAAAUGAUAGAAAUGAUGGCAACUACUGGGUUGCUGGUAGAGAUCUUGCCGAAGCUGAAACCAAAGCAAAGGCUAAGUUCCCAGAUGCCAAGUUCACUCUACAUCAAGAUGAAGAUGUGCUAGACACUUGGUUCUCUUCUGGUUUAUGGCCAUUCUCUACUCUAGGCUGGCCAGAUAAGACCAAGGAUAUGGAAGACUUCUACCCAUUCUCCAUGCUAGAAACUGGUUGGGAUAUUCUAUUCUUCUGGGUUACCAGAAUGAUUUUGCUAGGUAUCAAACUGACAGGUUCUGUUCCUUUCAAUGAAGUUUUCUGCCACUCUUUGGUUCGUGAUGCCCAGGGCCGUAAGAUGUCCAAAUCUUUAGGUAACGUUGUCGAUCCACUUGAUGUUAUUACCGGUAUCAAACUUGAAGACUUACACGCUAAGCUAUUAAUGGGUAACUUAGAUCCAAGAGAAGUUGAGAAAGCUAAGCUGGGACAAAAGGAAUCUUAUCCAAACGGUAUUCCUCAAUGUGGUACCGAUGCUAUGAGAUUUGCCCUUUGUGCCUACACCACUGGUGGUCGUGAUAUUAACUUGGACAUUUUGCGUGUUGAAGGUUACAGAAAGUUCUGUAACAAGAUUUAUCAAGCUACUAAGUUUGCUUUGAUGAGACUUGGUGAUGACUACGUUCCACCAGCCAAGGAAGGUUUGUCCGGAAACGAGUCAUUGGUCGAAAAGUGGAUCUUACAUAAGUUGACAAAGACUUCUCAAACUGUGAAUGAUGCACUUGAAAAGCGUGACUUCUUGACAUCUACUAGCGCUAUUUACGAAUUCUGGUAUUUGAUUUGUGAUGUUUACAUCGAAAACUCUAAGCACCUAAUUCAAGAAGGUUCCGAUCUCGAAAAGAAGUCAGCAAGAGACACUCUAUACAUUCUAUUGGACAAUGCCUUGAAGUUAAUUCAUCCAUUUAUGCCAUUCAUUUCUGAGGAAAUGUGGCAACGUAUACCUAAGCGCUCUACUGAAACUGUUAACACAAUUGUGAGAGCUUCUUAUCCAGUAUACCAAAAAGUAUACGAUGACGAGAAAUCUGCUGCCAGCUACGAAUUGGUACUUGACAUUACUAAGGAGGCUCGUUCAUUGUUAGCUGAGUACAACAUUUUGAAGGAAGGUAAGGUGUUUGUUGAAUCUGAUCAUACUGAGUCAUUUGAAACUGCUCAAUCCCAAAAGGACUCUAUUGUCUCUUUGAUUAAGGCUAUCAAUGAGGUUGAUGUUGUUCGUUCCGCCUCUGAGAUUCCAGAAGGCUGUGUUUUGAAGGCUGUGAACCCACAAGUAAAUGUCCAUCUAUUAGUAAAGGGUCACAUUGAUAUUGAUGCUGAAAUUGCAAAGGUUGAAAAGAAGAUCGAAAAGGCUAGAAAGACUAAGCAAGGUAUUGAACAAAUUAUCAACGGUAAAGAUUACGAUACUAAGGCCAAUGAACAAGCCAAGGAAGCUAACAAGGUCAGAUUAGAGAACUCUAUCGCUGACAUUGAAGGUUUUGAAACUACUAUCGAAAACUUGAAACGUCUAAAGUUGUAG